UCAAUCAUCCGAUUUUUUCUUGUCUUCCACGACGGACAUGGGGUAAUGCAUUCUUAUCGAAACGACAUGAGGCCGGGAGAUAUAAAGCCUUCACUCAGGUUACUCGUUUUUUUUUUUUUUUUCACAGCCUCUUUUCAUGGCGACUCCCACUACACUCUCGCGCGAAGGGACCAUCGCGGAGGCCCCUGUCUCCCUUGAAGGUGCUACUCCUUCAGCUACCCCACGGUCGAAGAAGGACAAAACCCAAAUACAGCUGACCGACCAGACCAACCUUCUUCCUUUCAAGAAAAUUGUCGCCGUAUUUUUUGGGCUGGGUCUUUGUGUCUUCGUCACUGCGCUUGACUCUGUCAGCGUAGCCACGUCUCUGUCCACCAUCAAUACUGCGUUCCAUGCGGGUUCUGUGAUCUCGUGGGUACCAUCGGCGUACAUGCUGGUGUCCACUGCUUUUCAGCCUCUGUAUGGACGGUUCAGCGAUAUUUUCGGGAGGAAGGCGGCGUUGACGAUGGCCAUGUCGGUAUUCAUGAUCGGAAACUUGGCUGCUGGGUUUUCGAAGAGCAUCAUCCAGCUCAUCGUGUUUAGAGGAUUUGCUGGCGCUGGAGGCGGGGGUAUUGUCAGCAUGAUGCAGAUCGUGGUGUCUGAUAUUGUGACCUUGAGGGAAAGGGGAAAGUAUCAAGGUAUCAUUCAAGGAGUCGUCGCGAUCGGAUACACCGUCGGUCCUAUCAUCGGAGGUGCUCUUUCCCAGAGCGUCGGUUGGAGGUGGUGCUUCUGGGUCACCAUUCCGAUCUCUUUCAUUGCUACGGGGAUUGUGGUCUUCAUCCUUCCCUUGAAGCCAGUACAAAGCGGUAUCAGAAGGAAACUCUUGUCUAUUGACUAUCUAGGCACUGCAUUGACGUUAACAUCCUGCACUCUCGUGAUGCUCCCUUUAAUUUGGGGUGGUGUCACAUUCCCAUGGUUGUCACCUGUCAUUCUGGCACCUUUGUUCUCGGGUUUCUUUCUCGCUUUCCUCUUCUGUAUCUGGGAGUGGAAAGGUGCACGUCUUCCUAUCGUUCCCAUGUACAUCUUCAAGCACAUGACAGUUUGUGGGGUGUACAUUACUAUGUUUAUGAAUGGUUUCGUCUUCUUCUCGUCAUUGUACUACUUGCCGCAGUUCUUCCAAGUCGUUCUCGCGUAUACACCAAUUCAUUCCGGCAUGUUCCUCAUACCGCUUCUCAUUGGUCAACUAUGUGCCAGCUUUGUUUCGGGCAUGAUGAUUAGUCGCACGGGUAAAUACAAGACUAUGAUUCACUCAGGUUUUGCGGUCUGGGCAAUCGGAUGCGGCUGUAUUUCGACCAUUAGCCAUAAGUCAAACCAAGGCGCGAUGGUCGUUUUCAUGCUGCUUUCGGGUGUUGGUGCUGGCCAGACUUUGCAACCGACAACAAUCGCUGCUCAGGCCAGCGUUCCGCGGAAGGACAUGUCCGUGGUCACUGUGUUCCGAAAUUUUGUACGAAACCUCGGAGGCACCCUGGCCUUGGCCAUAGGGUCGACAAUGAUCAACAACACCCUACGUAAAGCCAUGAACGACCUUUCUCUAUCUGAAUCGCUGAUCUCGACUAUCAUUGAUGAUCCUUCUUACCUUUCCAAGUCAACGUCGGAGACUGGACUUUCUGCCGCCACUGUUUCCUACAUCUUGAAUCAAGGGUAUACGAAAGGGUUCAAGGACGUUUUCUUUUUGAAUGCAUCUUUGACGGCCUUUGCGACACUGAUCAGCAUCGCGAUGAUCAAGGACAAAGAUUUGAGUCGAGACGAUGAUAGGCUGAAAGGUAAAGUCGAGAAGGAUGCUGUAGUCACACCAGACGCAGCUGCCGCAACCAGAGACGAUAUCGAGAUGGCUGGCUUGGACCGGGAUAAAGUAUAGAAAGGGAGGAUGAUGAUGGAUUGAGCCGGAAUAGUUGUAAUGCUAUAACCUAGAUAUUAGAAGCCUUUCAAAAUCUAUCACUGAACACACAUUCGGUCAAUGUACAAACCUUGC
Guyanagaster necrorhizus is the source of this 2008-nucleotide messenger RNA. Its product is annotated as MFS general substrate transporter. Gene Ontology annotation, biological process: transmembrane transport. The coding region runs from base 137 to 1894 and encodes 585 amino acids. Gene Ontology annotation, cellular component: plasma membrane. The record is from RefSeq and is a predicted model, not a curated record. The transcript has 13 exons. Gene Ontology annotation, molecular function: transmembrane transporter activity. NCBI's taxonomy places the organism in Eukaryota, Fungi, Basidiomycota, Agaricomycetes, Agaricales, Physalacriaceae.